GAUUGGCUGUAGACGCUAAGCCAACAGGGCCAACAUUCGUUUCAAGAAUUUGGAUUUAUAAUUAUUUUUUAUUGAAAAAAAACCCCUCAUGUUUGGAUGAAUAUUUAGGAUUGUGUUUUAAAAUGCAGUGGAAAAUAAUGAAAUUUUCAAUAGGACUCAUUGUUUGUUUUGCGUGGUUUGCACCGUUUGUGUCGGGGAACGGAUUUCUCAAGUCCCCCACCAGUCGUUCGUCGGUGUGGCGAUAUUUUGGGGAAGCACCAUGGGGGAACACACUGACACAGAACACGGAGGAUAUGGCGCUGAAUUGUGGGGGCACUUACACUGAUGGAGAUUUGACGGGAAAAUGCGGUCGAUGUGGCGAUUACAUCGGGGGAACAAAACCAAAUGAAUCCCCCAACGGAAAGUACUCCUCCAAAAGGUCCACUUACAUCUACCGAGAGGGCGCUGUGGUUAACGUCACUGUCCAAGUCACCGCACGUGCUAAUGGCGGCUUCUUCAAAUUCAAAAUGUGUAAAACAGACGCUAGUACCGAAGCGUCACAGGCCUGUUUUGAUCAGAAUCCGUUGAAACUCGUCAAUACCGCCGACCAGACUAUAAUCCAGAUCCCGGAUAUUGAUGGCGACGUCGUUGUUCCUCUGCAGUUGCCAGCAGGACUGACAUGCGAUCACUGCGUCAUGCAGUGGACAUGGGUUACCGCGAGAGACUGGAGGUGUGCUAGUUUGAAUGGUCAGUUGGUUUGUGGUAUGGGAUAUGGAAUGCAACCUACCUUUGUGAACUGUGCUGAUUUUACCAUUCUUGCCCAGGGAGCACCUAUCCCUGCAGACUUUCACUGGCCGGAUUAUAACUCCGUCUACGCCACAAUCCAUGGUGGGCAUACCGGAUCUGGAACAACUCCAGCGCCAGCAGUAACAACACCCGGCCCUGUUGUGACCGUUCCUACCACCACUGCAGCACCCGUCACUACCACCCCUUUCCCGAUCAUCACCAACCCACCAGUCACAACCCCCGCUUCCAUCCCUAGCACAACUGGUCUUCCAACCACCACUGACAAACUCAUCAUCGUCACACCAACACCUAUAGGCACAACAACGAACACUCCAAUACCGCCCGGCUCUCAAACCACAACACCGCCUCUACCACAGUCCACAGAGAAACUGAUUCCCGGCCCUAUAAUUCCACCUCUUGUCCCAAUCGCGCCAGUGGCGCCGGUUAUCGGGGGUACCAGCGCAGGCAUUUUAGGUGGUUUAUCCUUUGGAAGUCUACUGGCACCCCUGGGUCUUGGUCUCGGUGGGUUAAUGCUUAUGAUGGGAAUGAAUGGAAGGCAAGAUGGAGGCAAUGUGGAGUAUAUUGAUAUGCCACAGAUGCCGAUGAUUUCUCAGCCAAUGCAACCGAUGCUUUCUCCACCAUAUGCCCCAUCAUUUGGAUACACUAUGCUUCCUGCUCCUAUCGUUGUCCCUAUCAUAGAAGAACCCGUUCCAGUCAAGAAAAGAUACGGAAAGUCAUACGGUCAAAGUGGAAGCGGUUAUGGACAUAGGACAGGUUAUGGAAACGGAUACGGAAACAGAAGAACAAAUGACCGUGCACGUUUUGUAAACCCCGGGUACGGUUACAAUCAAGUACAAUAUCAACGCACGUACAAACCAACGUCAUACGGCAGCAGCCGCCCAAACCGCGGAGAUGAACAAUUCUUCCAGCUUCCAACCAAUCACGCCUUCACCAGAAUAAUGUACGACGAGGAACCAGAGGUCAAUAAAGUCAAAACAAAAGAAACUAUACAACAACAGCCACAUAAAAUCGACAUAUCGGCAUAUAGUAAGAAAUGUCCAAUCUCUCAGCAGACUUGCAGUCCAAGAUACGGAGCAAAUGAACCCACAGUCUAUGGGGCUGUUGAUAUAGUCAGUAUGAUAUGCGAGUUGCACUGCUCUGCACGGAAACCCAACUGUCCAGAAGAGAUGUGCUCUUGCACGUGCAAUGAAGAGCCAGCAGACGACAUAAGUUUACAAGCAAGGAUAUCUGCAGCAAGUCUUUUUGGGAAGUAAUUAUCAUCAAAGACUAUCAAAGUAUAUUAUAAAAUGAUGUAGAAUUGACUUUUGAGAAACAAGACAAUUCUAUCUGUCAUGUGCACCGUGUUUAAGAAAUGGCGUGGUGUCUACAAUAUAAACGAAUAUCUGCGUAAAAUCAUGUAACAUUUCUUGCCAAGAUAUCACAUGAAUUGGCAAUAAAGAUUUUAUUUUGAAAAGAUAAGUGUUGCUACAACAAUGACAAGAGCGUAAAAAUAAUGGAAAUGACUGUUGAUUAUCAGAGUGAAAUGUUAAUUGUAUAGUGUAUAAUUUGUUAUAAAACGAUUGCGGAAUGACUGUAGUGGUAGAUGUGAAGCCCAUACAGCGAGUGCCAAAUACCUGGUGAUUGGGUUCUAUACUGUACUUAUAUUUUGUCGUGGUUCAUUGCUGUAAGAGCUAUAAAGGAAAAAAGCAGUGACGUAGGUGAAUUGAUAUGUAAUCGUUUUUAGUGUAUCGUAACGGGGGGAAAAAUUAUUGAUCAGAAUUUGCACCCAAUGUAUUUUCAAUGUGUUACAAACAAUGUCAUUCAAAUAAAUCGUUUUACUGUUAA
This is a messenger RNA of Ostrea edulis (European flat oyster), 2610 nucleotides long. RefSeq lists its product as uncharacterized. The record is from RefSeq and is a predicted model, not a curated record. The coding region runs from base 123 to 2039 and encodes 638 amino acids. The transcript is spliced from 4 exons. Lineage: Eukaryota; Metazoa; Mollusca; Bivalvia; Ostreida; Ostreidae.